Xenia sp. Carnegie-2017 is the source of this 1467-nucleotide messenger RNA. RefSeq names its product homeobox protein slou-like. NCBI's taxonomy places the organism in Eukaryota, Metazoa, Cnidaria, Anthozoa, Malacalcyonacea, Xeniidae. Gene Ontology annotation, cellular component: nucleus. The transcript is spliced from 2 exons. Bases 122 to 919 code for a protein of 265 amino acids. Gene Ontology annotation, molecular function: RNA polymerase II cis-regulatory region sequence-specific DNA binding; DNA-binding transcription factor activity, RNA polymerase II-specific. Gene Ontology annotation, biological process: cell differentiation; regulation of transcription by RNA polymerase II. The record is from RefSeq and is a predicted model, not a curated record.
ACGAGCAAUUCAGUGUUGGACGUGUCGUGUAUUUGAGCAGACCCCGGUGAGAAGAGUGUAAGCAAACACUGCUGUAUAUAUAUAAAAAACAUUACGUUCAAUCUUCACUUUCAACAGAAGCAUGCAACAUUCCAGUAGGAGUUUCUGCAUCGAAUCCUUAAUCGCAAACCAGGAUAAUUACACACGGAAAUUAUCCAGAGACGACGAGGAAGAAUCAACAUCAGACACCAGUGAAAAUGAAAGGCCUAAAAUGAGUCCCCAAAGUACACCUUUCUCCGUCAAUGAUAUCUUAAGUCCUGGAAAAUUCUCGCGAGAACGAAACAUGACGUAUAGUACAGUUGAGCGUGAAACUAACAAGGUUGUCUGGCAUCCGUGGAUGUCUGCAACCCGCUACAACAGACCUCAAAAACUCUUGCAAGGGUCGGAAAAACGCAAAAGCGAGGACGAAGUAAGUAUAGAAGAUACAGAAAAAGAAAGCGAAGAGUCGGACUCCGCUGAUGAUGUAAAAUCGUGUAUGGGGAAAAAACGAAAACGAACAUCUGACAAAAACGGUAAAGAAGGAAAGCCACGUCGAGCAAGAACUGCAUUUACUUAUGAACAGUUGGUCGCGUUAGAAAACAAAUUUAAAACAACCCGAUACUUAUCAGUAUGUGAACGUUUGAACCUAGCAAUGUCGCUUAGUUUGACAGAAACGCAAGUGAAAAUUUGGUUUCAAAAUCGACGAACAAAAUGGAAGAAACAAAAUCCUGGAAUGGAUGCAACAGCUCCAACGAGACCUUUAAUGACAACUCCAACACUGGCACAAUGUUCUUCACCGUAUAUGCUAAACUCUACACGUCAUUUCUUUCCUACAAGUUUUCAAGCCACGGGAAUACCAUUUAUGUUCCCUAAAUCCCAACCUGCGUAUCCUCACUUCUAAAAACGAUGGCUCACAUAAAUCAAUUAUGGUUUUAAUAAAAUGAUAUGAUUCGUUUACUUUUGUCCACGAUCAGACUAUUGGUGAUCGCAAAUGCUGCAUUGUUAUAGAGAAUGGCAGAUGAAAGCGGAGAAUGAAAGAAUUGCGAGAAUUUUGGGUUGACUUGAGUCAAUGCAUACAUCAAUCGAAAUUGGAAAAUGAGAGAUGAAGAAUUUGAAAACAAACUGCAUUUAUCUUUUAAAGACAGAAUUAUCUGGGCGACAGUUUUCAAUGAAAAACUUUACAGAUACGGCAUCUUAGCUAAGUGCAGAGGGCUUCACCGAAAAUUCCGUCUAGACACAUUAAAAAUGUACAUUAUCUUAAAGACGUUAAUAUUUAUUCCAAUUCUAAUAUAAUUUUUCUAGAAUUAAGAGUUCUUGUCGAAAAAAAAGUUCGUAAAUAUUGUAAAUAUCCAAUACAGACAUCUAUCUCGUCCAUCUGAGAACACCGGAGAGCACCGCAAUAAUAUCAUUGAUAUUUCAAUAAACACAGUUAAAAAUUUUUCAUUAUAA